Mercurialis annua (annual mercury) is the source of this 426-nucleotide messenger RNA. RefSeq lists its product as uncharacterized. Bases 27 to 365 code for a protein of 112 amino acids. The record is from RefSeq and is a predicted model, not a curated record. NCBI's taxonomy places the organism in Eukaryota, Viridiplantae, Streptophyta, Magnoliopsida, Malpighiales, Euphorbiaceae. The transcript is spliced from 2 exons.
UAUUGCGGUUCUGCUCUUCAACAAAAAUGAAUCCAGACCGCAGUUGGAUGUAUACGAGGCAUGACAGAGGCUUCCUGCCGCCAGAUUUUUUCCCUAAUCUUGAAGAGUUCGUGAAUUUUGCUGUACAACAUCCCGAGUGUAUGAGUGGGGAAGAGAUAAAAUGCCCAUGUUCUAGGACAAAAUGUAGAAAUACGAAUUUUCGAGAUGUCGAAGUUGUGAAACUACAUGUCUUGCAGUCUGGGUUUGUUCCAGAUUACUAUGUUUGGAUUCACCACGGUGAGGUGAAUGUCCCUCCUGUAGUUCAGCAGCCGGCUAAUGAAUACGAUUACUAUAAUGAGGGAGGGGGAGAUUUAAACUCUGGUUAGAGAAUGGUUAUUGAUGCUGUUGGUCCCGAAGUUUUUGAGGAAGAGACCCCGAAUGACGAAG